This is a messenger RNA of Racocetra persica, 1026 nucleotides long. NCBI's taxonomy places the organism in Eukaryota, Fungi, Glomeromycota, Glomeromycetes, Diversisporales, Gigasporaceae. The record is from the annotation of a GenBank genome assembly.
AUGUCAAGUAAAAGAGAAGGACCAACACCUCCAGAUGUUUUCGGACCACUUAAUUUUAUUAUUGGCAUAUGUAAUUGUUGGUGCACUUUACCUUCUCAAACCUAUUUUUUCAAUAGCGCUUGCGCUAUUUUUGGGAUGGUCCUCGAUCUCAUUUAUCUCAAGUACCUUUCAAAACGACUUAGCAUUAGUUUAAAUCGACAAGUUGAAACUUAUGAACAAAUAAUGGAUUAUCAAUUAUCACAUACGGGAGCAUCGUCUUCACUAGCAUUAGAUAUAAAAAAAGCCGAAUUAGCAACAGCCGAUUUAAGAACUUUAAUAAAAUAUUCAUCAUUAUCCACAGCAAAAGAAUUAGUAGAUAGACUUACAGAAUUUGUUGAUAAAGCUAAAAGUGUUGGUAGAGACUUACAAAUUUUACAAUCAAGAACAAGAACUUCAUUGGAUAAUUUGAUUACAUAUAAUAUAUUUGCUUUGAAAGCAUUAGAAGAUGUUAGAGAUAAUAAAAUUAGUGCCAAAGAAUUAGCUGCUGGUUAUAAUCAAAUGAUGACUUUGAUCGAAAGUGAUUUAAAAAGAAUGAUACUUGUUGCAACUGAAGCUCUGGGAAGUUUGGCAGAUUUGGAUGAAAUGUUAAUAGCGAUUCAUGACAUAACGACUCGUGAAGGAGCAUUUCAAAAAACCGAACGUACUGCAUUAUUUGCACAAAUGUGGACGAGACUUGGAGGCAAUUUUGUGAAAAGGCAAAUUUUUGAAGAAAAUUUACAAUUAUUAAAAGAUCUUGAUAAACAAAGACGUAUUGCAGUUUCUCAAAUACAAACAACAUUGUAUAGUUUAACUUCAUUUCAAUUAGAUUUAGAGGAAUUGAGAGAACAUGUUUCACGACCAUCAUUAGUCGAAAUGCCUAUUGAAGUUCAUAUCGAAAAUGUUGGAAAGGGAAUAGAGAGGUUAAGAACUAGUAAAGUCGCUUUAAGAAGUAAUGAUGAUGGUAUUAAGGCUAAGAUGAUUGAUAAUAUUAUGAUUGUAAAUAGUUGA